GUACAACUUUUGACAACUUACACCCUUUAUUAUUCGAAUAGGAAACAUUGUACAUCAUUAUUACAUAAAAUGGUUAUUAAUUAUUAUACUUCCGUUUCCACGUUUUUUAUUUACAAAUAUUGUCACUCCAAUCGCCUACAUUUUUGUGUAAUGUAUAAAUAAUUACCCGCAAAUCGAUCACCCCCGUAAUUUCCUUACACAGUAACACAGAAAGCCUUUUAAAUUAUUACGCGUGAUCUUCUUCUUGACAAAAAAAGCUCAAGGCUACACAAAAUUGCUCAAAAACAGGGUAAAAUAUUUAAAUGUUUACCGUUCCGAUCUUACUCAAACCUCAGCAAUUUCACUCCUUUGCCAUGUCCCAGUCAAGAAACACCACAGCCCCUAUACCAUGGCUCUACGACAUCGAUCCAGAAGACACCAACUGGAUCAUAACGAGUUCUUUUAUGAUUUUUACAAUGCAAACUGGAUUCGGAAUGCUAGAAUCUGGUUGCGUCUCCAUCAAAAAUGAAGUCAACAUAAUGAUGAAAAACGUCGUCGACAUAGUCUUAGGGGGCCUCACUUACUGGAUUUUCGGUUUCGGGUUGUCUUUCGGACGCAGCCCCCUUAGCAAUGGAUUUAUCGCUCUCGGCGACUUUUUCACCGACCCCCUCCUUAAAGACCCCUUAAAAGGGGCGAUUUAUGCGGCGUUUAUUUUCCAGCUGUCUUUUGCCACCACCGCCACCACUAUAGUCAGCGGGGCUAUGGCCGAAAGGUGCAACUUCAAAGCAUAUUGCAUUUUUAGUUUUCUAAAUACUGCAAUUUAUUGCAUUCCUGCGGGAUGGAUGUGGGGGGAUCAGGGUUUUCUGAAAAAAUUGGGGGCCGUUGAUAUUGCCGGCUCAGGUGCUGUUCAUUUAAUUGGGGGGAGUUCAGCAAUGGCCAGUGCCCUCAUGUUGGGGCCACGACUCGGCCGAUAUGACAACGGAAUUAAAUCGCUGCCCUUAGGGAACCCCGUUAAUGCAGUUAUGGGGUUGUUUGUGCUAUGGUGGGGGUGGCUAGCCUUCAACUCCGGAAGCACAUACGGGUUGAGUGGCGAAAAAUGGCAUUACGCAGCAAGAGCGGCCGUUAUGACUAUGAUGUCGUCCUUUGGAGGGGGGACUGCCAGUCUGCUGUAUUCACUAAUAAGACAAAAAGGGCGCAUUGAUGCCAUUGACAUAAUUAAUGGUAUUUUGGGCUCGCUGGUGGCUGUAACUGCCGGUUGUUUUUUGUACGAAGCAUGGGAAGCUUUAAUUAUUGGCGUCGUGGGGGCGCUACUAGCUUGUGGUUUUAUGCCACUCUUCGAUUUGAUGGGAAUUGACGAUCCUGUAGGUGCUAGUGCAGUUCAUGGGGUUGGGGGUAUUUGGGGGGUUUUAGCAGUCGGGUUUUUUGCCGACAAUCCUUACCCUUUGGAAACAACCAAUGGCAGGCGCGGCUUAUUUAAAGGGGGCGGUUGGUACCUGUUGGGAGUCCAAAGUCUGGCUUGCGUCUGCUUAAGCUGUUGGGGUAUCGUCAGUUCGAUGAUCCUCCUCUGGUGUAUAAAUAAAAUCGUGACGAUUCGAAUGGAAGUCCAUGUUGAACUCUUAGGCGCUGACUUGACUGAACACUCUGUCAAACAUGGGAAUGUAAAUGUGGGAGUAUCAAGAGCAAUUUCUGUUUUGGGCCCGGUUCUGGAUUCAGAAGAUGUUCGUCGGAUUGACAACAUUGGGUUAAAUCCUAUGCAUGAGAGAAACAUUAAUUUGGUUAAAAAUCUAUCGAGGAAAAAACGUUACAAAUUUUCGAAGAUCUUGAGGGACGUAACUAGGAACAGGAAUUUGGGAAUUAAUUUGGCCAAGAAUUUGUUUCCCAAGAAGGCGAGGAAAAAAUCAGUACCGAAAGAAACAAACGAAGGUGCAGGAAGUGAAAAUACGGGCCCGGGACCAUCUCAGAUGGCUUGGGUCAACUAAAAAAUACAAUAAUUUAUGAAAAAUGGCACAUAGUAUAUUAUGUACGUAUUGUAUAUUACAUUGAUAUUCAUUUUA
This is a messenger RNA of Tribolium castaneum (red flour beetle), 2033 nucleotides long. RefSeq names its product Ammonium transporter (gene Amt). Lineage: Eukaryota; Metazoa; Arthropoda; Insecta; Coleoptera; Tenebrionidae. The transcript has 6 exons. The coding region runs from base 303 to 1958 and encodes 551 amino acids. Gene Ontology annotation, cellular component: plasma membrane. The record is from RefSeq and is a predicted model, not a curated record. Gene Ontology annotation, molecular function: ammonium channel activity. Gene Ontology annotation, biological process: ammonium transmembrane transport; ammonium homeostasis.